AUGGAAAGGAGAGCCUCGUUCCUUUUUUGUUUCGGGUUUCUCGUGGCGGCGUUUCGACCGCAGCCCUGUGCUGGAGUGACCUCUGCCGGCGGCGUGCACAGGAGGACAGCAGAGGAAGACGGCAUCGAUAUCUUUGGUUGUUCCCAGCACGCGGCCGUUGGGGCCGCCCCCGCGUCAACGUCGGGACCCGCUCCCUUCGUGCCAAGCAGGGGCAGCGCAGCCCUCCGCUCGGCCAGGCCGACCACGGUCCUUGGCCCGCAUGGCCUUCGCCUCAGUUUCACGCUCGCUGCCGGCCGCGCGCCCCUCCCCGCCAGGGAGGCGCUCCGCUUCCCCUGCCGCCCGACGAGGCGACUGCACAGAGUUCGGCGGCACCACCGCUGA
Messenger RNA from Prorocentrum cordatum, 381 nucleotides. The record is from the annotation of a GenBank genome assembly. Lineage: Eukaryota; Dinophyceae; Prorocentrales; Prorocentraceae.